UCAUGGAUUGUCCACAACGCCAAUACUCCAACUUACAAAACUUUGUCAGUGAAGACGUUUUUUGGCCAAACACAACAUCUCCGUCUUAGAUCAUCCACCAUACUCACCCGACUUGGCCCUCUGUGACUUUUUUGUGCCCUAGAGUCAUGUCAGCUUUGAAAAGAACGAGAUUUGAAACAGUUGACCCAGUAUUAGAAAAAGCGACGGAAGAAUUGAACAGGGUUACGGAAAAUUGUCAGCUACGGGCGGAAUAACUACGGGAGCCAUACAAAACACUAUGAGUGAGAGUGGGGUCACAAUACAACUGACUUAGCAAUCUUUGUUAUCAAUUUAAAAUUAUCAAGAAGCAUGUGAUUAUGUUUUCAUUAAUUAAUUUCUGUAUCCAUCUUUUUGUUGUAUGAGUGUUGUAUAAUUUUGUGUUUUUCAGCAUCAAAAUGGUUUUCUUAAGCAUUGAGAUAUUAUUAAAUGUGUUAUUUGUACUUUUCACCUACUCAGUCCAAGUGAGUUAUGGGUCAAGGCUUAAGUCAACAACAUCGACAGUUGCGGAUGUGGAGGUAACGGAGACCACGACCCUCGCCAAGGAGCCAUUACCUUGGUACAUGGCCAAGGGGAAGAGAUUACCAAAACCUGCCAAAAUCAGUCUUUCAGGGCGCAGGAUCGCCAAAUUGUUUCCAGGAGAGGACAGAGGAGCAGAUAGGAUAGAGAACCAACUCAUGUUUUACCCUCCAGAGCCCAUUGAACCGGGGCAAGUUAAAAAGAUCCUGAUGUUCAAUGGGUUGACAUCCUGGGGGCUCAAGGCUGGCAGAGAGACAUUUGCUGAGUGUCCUAUCAACACCUGCUCUCUCUCCGCCAACCGGGUAGAUGCUGAGGAUGCUGACGCCAUCCUGUUCAAAGACCACCUUGUACAUCCUGGCAUUCAGCGGCCAGCAAAGCAGGUAUGGAUACUGUAUCUACUGGAGUGUCCAUACCACACUGCACAUGUUAAGUACAAUGACUUGGUCAACUGGACAGCAACAUACCGCAGUGACAGUGAUAUCGUUGCACCGUACGAGAAGUGGGUCUACCACGAUGCGGCAGUCACUGAGUUCCAAGGUCCACUCAGAGACUUUGCCGCCAACAAAACGGACAAGGUCGCUUGGUUCGUGUCCAACUGCGGUGCUCGUAACGGAAGACUCCAGUACGCCCAAGAGCUACAGAAGCAUAUUCAGGUCGACAUAUAUGGUGCAUGUGGAAAGCACAAAUGUCCUCGUUCUUUGGCUGAAAAAUGUUUUGAGCUCCUCGACAAAAAAUAUAAAUUUUACUUGGCUUUUGAAAAUUCCAAUUGUAAAGACUACAUUACAGAAAAAUUCUUCGUGAAUGGACUUGGGCGCAACAUUCUACCCAUCGUGAUGGGUGCAAGACCAGAAGACUAUGCGAAAAGUGCUCCAAAACACAGUUACAUCCAUGUGGAUGACUUUGCUUCCCCCAAACAGCUUGCUGAGUACCUGCACAAGUUGGAUAAGGAUGAUGACCUGUACAAUGCGUACUUCAAGUGGAAAGGCACCGGAGAAUUUAUCAACACUCACUUCUUCUGUCGUCUGUGUGCACUGCUCCAUGACGAUUACCCUGUCAAGAGCUACCGAGACAUCAACGAGUGGUGGAGAGGCGCUGGAACGUGCACUACCAGCUCCUGGCGUACGCUGAGGGACUGACGCUUCCCGGCUCGGCGCUUCUAGACCGAGCAAUAAUACAAACUAUUGUUACACCAUUGUGUGAGGAAUUUCCUGAAGGCCUCAUACAUAGAGGAAUGAGUGUUAGGAAAUUUGAUCUCAAAGUACGGAGCUUAGAUCAUUCCUAUGAAGCGGAUGUUUUAGCGAUAACUACCUUUUUCAAAUAAAUGCCUCUUUUGAAGUGUUUAAUUUCUACACGAUAAGUAGAUUUUAGUUACUUUAAAAGUAAUUAAAUUGAUUAAUUUCAUUACUAAUUUUUAUGGCUUAGGAGUUUAUUCAAUUUUAUUAUUUAAGUUUAAUAGACAAUCUUUUCUUUAAAGCUUGCCAUCAAUCAAAUAUAGAGACCAAUCAGAUAUGUUUAACUCGCUUUCACAAUAAAAUCCACAUCAGCAAAUUAUAACUUUACAAAUGACAAACACUGAAUGCUCAAGUACAAAAAGCUCUACAUUGUUCAUAAUUUAGUCUUAGUUUAUUAUUAAAACUAUUAAUUGUAAAUUUGUAUUCUUUUAACGGGUAUCACAUUUUAUUGUUAUUCAAUGAACAUAAUUCACCAUGUUAUUUAGAACUAGAUUAUGCGUUGUAGAAAUUAUAUUUAUAUUUGCAAAUUAAAAAGCUUGAUGAAAGGGUAAGUAAACCACAAAUAUUCUCCUCAAGAAUGAUUUUAAAUUAAUUUAGUGUGCAAUGGUAUUUAAAAAGUUUAAUAUAUUUUUAAUAAUUAUGAUGCUAGCAUUUUAAUGUAAGUGAGUUAUUUUACAAGGUAAUUCCUAAAUUAUUUUAUUACAGUAUUUAAAAGUGUUGAAUUUGAAAUCUACCACUUUUUACGUUAACAAAAAACGUAUAUUUUAUCAUUAAUGGAAUUUCUCAAUGUCUCACCAAAGGAUUUUCUAGUUAACCAUCUAUCACCGAAAUUCUAAUUAAAAAUCAACUAAGAAGAAAACUAUGAGUAUUGUUAGACAGCACAAUAUUAUUUGUACCUGCCUAUGCACAAACGGACAAGAAUUAUUGCUCUAAAAUCCAAAGUACAGUAUAUGUAACCUUUUUUCAUGUAACACAUGUAACAAAAUUUUCACCUUAUAGUUAACUAAACAGUUUGCUAUAAACCAUAAAUUAUGAAGAAUUUAACAAAACUAGUUCGUUCCAAUAUGUAGCUUCAAUAUUGCUAUUGAUUAAUACUUAAUGACAGUUAUUUAAGUUAUAUCAUGAAAGUAAGUACAAUUAAGACAGUAGGGCUUUCUAAUAAUAAAAGACAGCCAAUUCUUAAGGCAAUAGCUAAGCACAUUAGAAAAAGACUACUAUAUACCCUUAAAUCGUUAAAUAAAAUAAACACAUUUGAUGUAUGAAAUAGUAAUAAUAUUUCAAGGCAAGGGAAUGUUUUUCCUACACAUUGAAAUACUCUUCGCGUCAGUUCCCGUUUAACUCCUAACGCACAGCAGCUUAACCCUUGAUUGACUGCAUCUAAAAGCACAUUAGCCAAUUUUUUUUAGACUGACUCGUUUUAGGAAUUAAUUAUUAUCUUCUCAGCAAAUUAGAUUUAAUAUCUACAAUCAGUAAGAUUUAUAUGAUUUCUUUUUAAAAAGCAUGUUUUGUUUAUGCAAAUAUAAAAAUAUAACAGCAAACACACUUCCUCACAAACAAAAAUAAGAAUAGUCACAAUUAAUAUCCUUGCACAGAUCAGUGGCCCAUGAGGACAGACAUUAUCCAGAAAAUAGGAUCAACCUUUUUUUUAAACAAAUAUUUAUUUUAGACAACAAUAAAAAUCUGCAACUGUGAUAGUAAAUAAACUUUAAUGAAUGAUUUUUAAAUUACACUUAGUUUUUUGUUUUGUACUUUUUACAUAUUUCAUUACUUUAUGGGGGUUUAAUAUAAUAAACGUGAACAGAAAUUCCACUUCUAAUUGUAGUUACAUCAUAAAAUUCUCAGAUGUAUCUUGUGGAUAUAUCUGUUGGCAAAAAUUAUCUUGUAUUCUACAAGCUGGAGUAUUAUAUAUAGUAUUAUAUUGUCAGUGUGCUAUGAUGAAGCCACAGAACAUGGCUCAUCUUUAUUGUAGGCAGUAUAACAGCUGUGCACCAAUACCAAUACUGCUGAUAGUUCUCUAAAGAUUUUCAACAAUGGUUUUCAUUUUAAAAAUCAUUAUCAACAUUCUUUAAUUAAACCUGUUUUAGGUGACUGAUCAGUGUUCUUGGUUUUAAGAAUGGUUCAGACUGCGGUUGGUGAACUUGUUUACUUUACAAAGUCAUAUUACCUUAUGCACAUGUCAUAAAGGCUGUUCAAGGACCAUAUCAUGUCAGUUUUAGUUUUUUAUAUAAUUAUAUCGUAGUCAGUAUCGGAACCAAUUUACAAAUCAAGUAUGUAUGCACAUUAGUUAUGCUCAAACUAGGUUUAUGUUGUCUCAAUUAACAAAAAUACUGUUUGUUUUAAGAAAAUAUAAGCUACGUUGCAUUUAAGAAAAAAAUAUGUAUUUGUUAGCAUUUAGUAAAUAUUUCCCUAUUCUAUUAAUUUUUCUUUGUUUUAUUUACACAAUUGUUUGAAACUAGCACAAUGUUAUUAGGGUGCACUUUGAGGUUGUGACAUUAUUUAGCAAUAUGUGGUAUACUUGUGUGUGAAAAUGCCUCUUGUUCUUGUAGACUUUUGACAAAAGACAUUGUUUCUUAGUUAAUUUAGAUCUUUAAAUUUAGUGAAUCUUUUUCUCUGGAGCAAUUGUAUUUAAUAUAUGGUUACAUCAUUUUUAAAUCAAAACAUGUUUUAAUUUGAAUCUAUCAACCAUGGUACAAUAAAACAAGCACUUCUUUACUUUUACAAUCUAUAGGAUGUAUUAACAAUACAUUUGUUUGGAAUCUAUACUUGGUGAAAAGUAUUCUCAUUUGAAGAUCAACAUAAAAAGUAGAGAAAAAUUCUAAUCAAUUUACAGUACAAUUGAGCAGAUAUGGUUUUGUUACCAGAAUAAUGCCUUGUUAUUUGUACCACAGAAGGCAAUCAACUCCUUUUAUGCCUUUAUUACUUUAAUUUUGUAUUACUGCAACAAACUGGACAAUGGUUCAGUUGUACCACUACAACCAAGUUAAACUUCUACUCUUCACAGGAAACUGUGCCAUUCUCUGUUGCUCAUUUAAUACCAAGACAUUGAAAUUGUUAGUUUUUAUAACUUUAACUUGUGAUGUAACUUUAACUUAGUAUUGUUCUCAUUACAUCAUGACCUAUAUUGAGUCAGAUACACACAUACCAAUUCACAACCAAUUUUUCCUUAUUCAGGAUUCAUAAAUUCAUCAAUUUCAAUUUUUUUCUGUGAAAGAUGUUGAAGUAACAGUGUAACUUGAUACUGACGGAGGCAUUUGUAUUAUUCCUCUCAGUAUUAUUUCUGUUGUCUUCAACUGUCAAAUAAAGAUGAAUAGAAAAAUGUAUAAAUAUUAUUCAGGUAUCCAUUAGUUGUGUUAGAUAGAAACUUUUAUUUUAGAUAGUAUGAUUUCAUUUAUUUUCCAUGCAUAUAGUGUUUUAUCAGUUUAACUAUUCAUUUAGUACAAAUGUUUUCUAAUUCUAUUACAAUUUAAUAAAAUAAAUCAUCAAUAUAGCACUAUAAGAAAUAACUUAAAAUACAAUAUGAAAUCCAAUUGUUUUGUUCUUUACAUUUUCAUACAUACAGAUCACAAGUAUUUAUAUAUGAUUUUUGUAUUCAAUUUGUAUUUAUAUUUUAUUAAGUUUAUUUUGUUUUAAGUUUGAAAUGAGUGGUCUUUUAGUUACCAUUGAAACAAAGUUUUAGUAACAAACUUUGAUACUAGGUUUAGUAAGUUACCUUACUGUUAUAGUAUGAUUACCUAUUAACCAAUUAUCUAUGUAAUGUAUUUCAAUCUUUUCGAUAUGUAUUUACUUUUAAAUAAUUUAAUAUACAAUUUUAAAGAGUAUUGUCCUUUAACAAUAACAAGGAAUUAGAGCACAGCUUUGCACAAAUAUAAAUAAUGUAUUGACUUGAUUUACAUUCCAUGUUAUAAGCUGAAUAGUGAAUGUUCUUGGUGGAUAACCUUGAAAAAAGUUCUAUUUCUAAAAAUUAAUUACAGUAAGUUAUAUUUAAUAAUGUACAGUUAAUUGUUUGAACCAAAGUAACAUUUGAUUUGUAGGCGAGACCAGGGAAUAGGAAUAGGGUAAUGAUCUAUAAGUGAGACUAGGGAAUAGGAUAAUGAUCUGUAGGCGAGACUAGGGAAUAGGAAUAGGGUAAUAAGAAUAACCGAGAGAUAGAGUCUACUUGCCCCUACAAUUCUGUUAACUUAUUCCUGUUUAAGAUACACAAGGUGGCACAGUACCCCUUGACUCAUGAGUUUAAUGCCAUAUACCCAAUUUAAUUUCAGACAGUCGUCCUGACCUUAUUUUUAAUUUGAUUCAUAUGAUUUUUAGAUAAUUUUACUCGUCAAAGCACUGUCUUGUGAAUCCGGUGAUUAACUUUUCCAAAAAUGCAAUGCUGAUAAUCUAUUAAAUGCAGUCUUGUGAUUGCGUGAUUUUAAUGUCAAAAUUUUGAUAACUGGAUUCCACUUUUACAUGCAUAAGCUUCAAAAUCAUUUUUGUUUUGCCAAAUCAUCUUGUUUAGGUAUGUCAGGAGGACAGUUUAAAAUUAACAUUGAACUAAAUUCACGAUCAUUGAGGAUUACUGUGCCUUCUUAAAGGAGAAUGAAUGAUUGGUUUUCGAAUGAGCUGCUCAAGAACCAUCAACGCCGAACCAGUUAGUGGGAUGCCAUGUCUAGGAAUCAUCCUCUUGCUUCAGACUGUUUGUUACUAAUGGCAGAAGCAACUGUGGGACACAAAGCUUCUUGUGUUCAUUUGUUGAGAUUUUAAAGACUAGAUGCAGACUGUUAUGCACCGGCCAAAGGUGUGUUAUUCUCUUGCUGAUUCCUUUAAUAAGAUGUUGAGGCAUUGGAAAUAUGUACUGGUGCAAAAGUAGUAGAAGACUAUUAUGGGUAAAGCAGCAAAAUGGGCAUUCAGUGGUGUGACCAGAGGCAUACAAUUAACAGUGACAGUGGAUGAAUAUUAGAAAUCAAUCAUGUCCGUUAUCUGGAAUAUGGUGACCUUUCUGGAGAUGCUGGAAUUUAAGUUCCCUUUAUUAACUGCACCUGAAAAUGAUGGUGUGUAGUGAAACUCAGUUUCAGCGUACAUAUUAGCUCUUCUAAUAAGCCUCAUUCUUCAAUCUGAUGGGUUUUCCUUACAGUCUUUGGUCAACAGGACAAUCACCAUUGCUAAAUUAUCCAAUUCUGUUAUGCCAGUUGACUUUCAAAAAAUCAACAUUACAUCAGUGAUUGUCAGGUAUUUUCAUAAAAUCUGGGUUCUCCGUCUUCAGGAAGUAAAAGUUAGUACGUAACACGAUCUUAUCAUUGUGCACAAUCACUGAUAUGUUCAGUUUAUCGUAAAAUUCUGGUUUAGUGUGACCCUAACAUCCUGCCUGUUUAGGGGAUUCAUAACAGGGGUUCUCAGUUAAGAGUUUUGAGAAUAAGAGCUACAUGGGUAGAAAUAACCCAUUUACCCACUCCCUGUGCAAGACUUAUGAAAAUUAUGAAGCAGAAUUUUAAACACAGGCACCAAACCUGUGCUUCCUAUCAUAUUUCAAUCAGUUAUUCGCUGGGUUUUAAUUUGUGUUACUACCAAACUUAUAUACUCAAAUUAUAUAUACAUAUCGAACCCUGAUUUUAUUUGAAGCAUUUUUAAAACAGUUAAAUUUUUCUGAGAGAUUCUGAAUUAUUUUAACCAUCUAUAAUAGAUUUGUCAGCACAUUAUUUCAGAUAAAAUUGAAGCAGAUGGCAAGUGUCAAAAAAGUGUUAGUCACAAAUUGAGCCAUUUGUGGCAAUCAACAUGUUUAUCUACCUUUUAUUCUGACAUGGUAUAUAAUCCAUUUAAUACUCUCGACAAGUAUUUAUACAGUAGGUUUGUGAGAAAGAUCUUUUAUAUCUGUUUUUGAAUGUUUGGAAUAAACACUUUAAAUCUACUGAAGAACUAAAUUUGCUACCUUAAGUUUCUUGGAACCUCAUAAUUGAUUGGUUCUUCCCUAUUGUACUUGAAAUGGUUUAAUAGUUUAUUUGGUACAAAUUAGUUAUAAAUAAUGGACGGAAAUCAUAUUUAGAAUUAAAUAAUGUACGGUUCCCUUAAUUAACCUUUCAAGUAAAUAACGUUCAGUUCAUACAGUAACUAUCUUAAACAGUAACCUUUUGUUCUGUCAUGUAAAUCUUGUUGUAUGUAACAUGCGUAUAUUACUUUAUGAAGCUUAUUUUUCUUGUCUAUUGUAAAAUAAAUUAAUAUGUUUCACUCUGUCUACCAUGUAUAGUGUAACACAAUAUUUAUGUUAUGCUGUAUACAAUUAAAACUGCCAUUUAUUUAAAAUAAAAGUUACCAAGCACAUUCUAAAUCAGGGCAAAACAAAAAAUAUUACUCUUGUUGGUAUUAAUAAUUAAUGUGAUUAUUGUGUUGUAACGCUUUAAAAUCCCAUGUUCGUUUUAAUUUAUCAGUAGCACUUAUACUUUAAGUAACUUAUACUAGUUAAUUUUAAAAUUUUUUGAUACUAGAACACAGCUGUAUCAAAAUGCAAAUAUUGUAUGUAGUAUUUCUUAAAGGGGUUACUUUUAUAUUAGAAUAAACAAUUGCACUUGUCAAUAUGAGCAGGAGUACCGUCUCCUCAUUGUACAUAGGUCUAUCGUAUAUAUAGAUGUAUAUAGCGCGUAGUAGGGCUAUAAUUAUUAGUUUCCAAGUUAACUGUGAUAAGACAUGUGUAGAUUGUAAGUAAGGUACGGUUGGCUGUUUCAUAAUGAUUGUUGUACUUGAUGCACUAUUAAAGACUGUUUUGAUAA
Messenger RNA from Homalodisca vitripennis (glassy-winged sharpshooter), 8524 nucleotides. It is a transcript of the gene FucTA, whose product is annotated as glycoprotein 3-alpha-L-fucosyltransferase A. Gene Ontology annotation, cellular component: membrane. The coding region runs from base 435 to 1691 and encodes 418 amino acids. The transcript has 6 exons. Gene Ontology annotation, molecular function: alpha-(1->3)-fucosyltransferase activity. The record is from RefSeq and is a predicted model, not a curated record. NCBI's taxonomy places the organism in Eukaryota, Metazoa, Arthropoda, Insecta, Hemiptera, Cicadellidae.